AUGGCAACGACGUCCUCAGAGGAAUUUUCUGAGGUAAUUGAGAGAGCUACGAGCGAAAGCAUCCCUAAUGGGGAGCUAAACUUACCUGUGGCGCUGGAGAUAUCAGAUAUUCUGCGAUCACGAAGGAUUGCACCAAAAGAUGGUAUGAGAUGCUUGAAGAAGCGUAUUACAAACACGACUAAUAAUCCUAAUACACAAUUGUCUUCUUGGAAACUGGUGGAGAUAUGUAUCAAGAAUGGUGGUAUACCAUUUUUAAGGGAGAUUUGCUCAAGAGAGUUUAUGGAUACAAUGGAACAUACAAUCCUGAAAUAUGAUGAUAGUGAUGAAGUUGUAGAACUUGUAACUACUAUGCUAUACGAGUUGUACUUAGCAUUUCAGAAUGAUUCUCAGUUAAACUAUGUGAGCAGGGUUUACGAUAAAUUAAGACAAAGAGGUGUUAAGUUUCCAGAAGGUGCUCCAAUCUCUUCAAAUGUGAAUGCAUUAUUUGAUUCUAAAACACCAGCUGAUUGGAUUGAUUCAGAUGCAUGUAUGAUUUGUUCGAAGAAAUUUUCUUUACUGAAUAGGAGACAUCACUGUAGGUCUUGUGGUGGAGUCUUCUGCCAGGACCAUUCCUCCAAAAGUAUUCCAUUACCAGAUCUCGGUAUAUAUGAUUCAGUUAGAGUAUGUGAUAAUUGUUAUGAUGAUUAUGAUUAUAAAAAGGGAAGCGGUAGUCAAGGAAAAAAGAGGAAACAUAGAAAAAGUCACCGCCAUGCUACUGAAGAUGAAGACGAAGAUUUAAGGAAAGCAAUUGAACUGUCAUUAAGGGCAUCUAAUAGCAGUGUCGAACCUGUUAUUCCAGUUGUUGAAAGUGAACCUCAAAUACCUGCUGUAGAAGAGGAGGAUCCUGACUUAAAAGCUGCAAUUGAAGCAAGUUUAAGAGAAGCAGAAGAGGAGAAACGUAGAAGGGAAGAACAUGCUCAACAGCAGAAUACCAAUGCCUAUCCACAACAGUUUAGGCCACCUGCUAAUGAAUUAACCCCCGCCGAUGAGGAAGAUAUUUAUCUUUUUGCUUCAUUAGUUGAAAGAAUGAAAACAAGACCGCCCUCUGAAAUACUGGAUGAUCCCCAACUUCAACAACUGGCACAAAAGGUAUUCGCCAGUAAACCACGUCUAGGAAACACACUGAAUUCAAAAAUCCAAAAAUAUAAUACGUUAGUAGAUAUGAAUGGUAAGAUUUCCCACAUUAUGAACACUUACGACAAUUUACUGGAACAAGAAUUACGAAACAUAAACCUAAGCGAGAGAUUUAAUGUCCCACAGGCACAAGCGGACCCAUACAGUCAAUAUAGUCAAUACAAUCAACCUGCAAUCCAAAACAACACCUCGCAAACGAAUAAUGUGGUGAACAAUAAACCUUUAUCUCAAAGGGAAAGUGAGCCUCAAUAUACAGCUCCAACAGAUUCUCAGACUAUAGAAAGCAAAGCAUAUGAACGGCAACUAGAAAAUCUUGUUCAACCACCAUCAAAUGUUAAUAACGAACGAGUUGCUUCAGAACCCCCAUAUCCUAACGAGGAACUGAACGACAUAACAUCUAUUCAACUAAACUCGGAAAGGGCUGGCAAAUAUGAAGAAAAUGCCGUUCCACCUGGUAGCAUUCCAUACCCUAUCGAAAAUGACGACCAAGAUGAAACUACUCGCACUAAAAAAAAUGAUAAUAUAACCAAUUUCGACUUCCCUACAGUGCCUGCUAGGAAAUUACCCGAAAAUAAUGUGGAGCAAGUAGAGGAUAAACCUCAGGAUUCCCAAGAGGAAGCAUUGUUAAUAGAACUCUAA
Molecule: messenger RNA, 1812 nt
Organism: Nakaseomyces glabratus
Lineage: Eukaryota; Fungi; Ascomycota; Saccharomycetes; Saccharomycetales; Saccharomycetaceae
Gene: VPS27
Product: ESCRT-0 subunit protein VPS27
Biological process (GO): protein transport to vacuole involved in ubiquitin-dependent protein catabolic process via the multivesicular body sorting pathway; protein targeting to vacuole
Cellular component (GO): ESCRT-0 complex
Molecular function (GO): metal ion binding; phosphatidylinositol-3-phosphate binding; ubiquitin binding
Source: RefSeq, a predicted model, not a curated record